Molecule: messenger RNA, 799 nt
Organism: Catharus ustulatus (Swainson's thrush)
Lineage: Eukaryota; Metazoa; Chordata; Aves; Passeriformes; Turdidae
Gene: CLDN10
Product: claudin 10
Exons: 5
Coding region: 15-701 (228 amino acids)
Biological process (GO): cell adhesion; bicellular tight junction assembly
Cellular component (GO): plasma membrane; bicellular tight junction
Molecular function (GO): structural molecule activity
Source: RefSeq, a predicted model, not a curated record
CUGCUGCCGGGCCCAUGGCGAGCACGUCGGCGGAGAUCAUCGCCUUCCUGCUGACCAUCUCGGGAUGGGUGCUCGUCUCCUCCACGCUGCCCACCGACUACUGGAAGGUGUCCACCAUCGAUGGCACGGUCAUCACCACCGCCACCUUUUGGGCCAACCUCUGGAAGACCUGUGUGACCGACUCCACCGGCGUCUCCAACUGCAAGGACUUCCCAUCCAUGCUGGCGCUGGACGGUUACAUCCAAGCCUGCAGAGGAUUGAUGAUCUCCGCUGUCUGCCUGGGCUUCUUCGGUGCUAUUUUUGGACUGGUUGGGAUGAAAUGUACAAAAGUUGGAGGCUCUGAUCAGACUAAAGCAAAAAUAGCUUGUUUAGCUGGACUGAUUUUCAUACUCUCUGGGUUGUGCUCUAUGACUAGUUGUUCCCUGUAUGCAAACAGGAUAACGUCUGAGUUCUUUGACCCUUCUUUUGUUGCACAAAAGUAUGAAUUAGGAGCAGCUUUGUUCAUUGGAUGGGCUGGAGCUUCACUCUGCAUAAUUGGUGGCAUUAUAUUCUGCUUCUCAAUAGCUGAAAACAGUAAUUCUGCAAGGAGGGGGUAUGCCUAUAAUGGAGCCACAUCUGUGAUGUCUUCUCGUACAAAGGUCCACAACAGUGUCCCUGACAAAACCCCACCCAAGCACUUUGACAAGAACGCUUAUGUUUAGUUGCACUCUUGGAAGACUCAAAGCGUUUUUAAACAUGAUUUUGUACGUUUCAUUCAGAGUGAUUCCCCCCACCCCAACCCCCAUGUACUUACCACUAA